AUUUCUUUUUUCCUAGGAAAUGAAGUUAGAUUUUAGACGUUGACCAGAUGAAAUAUAAACAGAGAUCGUACUACACAAAAGCUCAUUUUUUCCUUUUUGGGUUAGAGCGAUAAAUAAACAUAAAAGAAAAGAUUAGUAUGGAGAUACACAGAUUCAUGAAACGUAUGGUUCACGUAUUACUAUUGUUACUAGCGAUUCAUGCGCAUAUCCAAGCCGUUGCUUCAAUCACAAAUACUUCUGUCUCAGCCGUCCAUCUGAAACCUAAUUCCAUCUUAGGUAACAAAACGUGUUGUAAGAUAGAUUUCCCGGUUUGGCAGCGGGAGCUUCGAAGCAGCGGUGGUGGCGGUGGAGGAGGUCGUGGUGGUGGUGGAGGUGGCAGCAGUGGUCGAGGCGGCAACAGCGGUAAAGGGGGCAGUAGAGGAUCUUCUAAUAGCGGCGGCCGUGGCAGCAGUGGAAAUGGUAAUGGCGGUACCGGUGGUGGCCAUUCUGUAGGAAGCGGGGGUGACUGCUUCAAACACCGUGGUCUCACCGGAACUACAAUAUUUCUCGUCUUCGUAAGCACUUUGAUUCUUUAUGCGUUGAAACAGUAAUUACAUGUUAUUUUAUUUCUGUUUCAAAGUUAAAUACUCCAUUGUAUAUACACUUUGAUCAUGUCUGUUGAACAAUAAAAAAAAUGUAUCCUAUGUGUUUGAAUUAAAUGUGGGUAGCUUUCC
This is a messenger RNA of Arabidopsis thaliana (thale cress), 713 nucleotides long. RefSeq lists its product as uncharacterized. The transcript has a single exon. Lineage: Eukaryota; Viridiplantae; Streptophyta; Magnoliopsida; Brassicales; Brassicaceae. The coding region runs from base 138 to 590 and encodes 150 amino acids. The record is from RefSeq and is marked reviewed.